Nerophis ophidion (straightnose pipefish) is the source of this 3908-nucleotide messenger RNA. It is a transcript of the gene gpr17, whose product is annotated as G protein-coupled receptor 17. Gene Ontology annotation, molecular function: G protein-coupled receptor activity. Gene Ontology annotation, cellular component: membrane. The transcript has 3 exons. The record is from RefSeq and is a predicted model, not a curated record. Gene Ontology annotation, biological process: positive regulation of Rho protein signal transduction; phospholipase C-activating G protein-coupled receptor signaling pathway. Bases 182 to 1219 code for a protein of 345 amino acids. Lineage: Eukaryota; Metazoa; Chordata; Actinopteri; Syngnathiformes; Syngnathidae.
ACCGCCCCCUCCCUGUGAUCAAAUUAGUCCAGACACAAAAAAGGAGCCUCAGUCUCAUCUUUGAGGGAGAGAGCGAGAGGAGGACCGCACUCCGUCUUGUCGUCCGAGCAACUCUUCUCCUCAGCGCUGAUUGAUGACAGAACAUUGAGGAGGUCGUCAGGAAGGUAAACAAGAAGCAAAGAUGACGUCGACGGAGCCCGCAUUAGCGUUUUUCAACGAGUCGUCAGAAAACUGCCCGGCGGCGGCGUCGAGGACGGAGAACGUGGUGCUGGGGAGCGUCUACGUGGUGGUCUUCCUGCUGGCGCUGGUGGGCAACAGCCUGGCCCUCUGGAUCUUCUCCCGCCAGCGCGCGGCGUCCUCGCCCGCCGACAUCUUCCUGACCCACCUGGCCGUGGCCGACCUGUCCUACGUGGUCAUCCUCCCCCUGAGGGCCACCUACCACCUGACGGGGGGCCACUGGCCCUUCGGGGAGGCGGCCUGCCGAGCGGCGGGCUUCCUGUUCUACGUCAACAUGUACGCCAGCCUGUACUUCCUGGCCUGCGUGGCGGGCGACCGCUACCUGGCGGUGGUGCACGCCGUCCGGUCGCUGAGGGUGCGGCGCGCCCGCUACGCCCACGCCAUCAGCUUCAGCCUGUGGGCGCUGGUCACCGUCUCCAUGGCGCCCCUGCUGGCGACGCGGCAGACGGCGGAGGCGGGCGGCGUGACGGCGUGUCUGCAGCUCUACCGGGAGAAGGCGUCACGCCGCGCCUUGAUCUCGCUGGGCGUGGCCUUCACGCCGCCCUUCCUGUUCACGCUGUGCUGCUACCUGCUCAUCAUCCGCAGCCUGCACCGCGGCUGCCGGCUGGAGCCCGCCCUCAAGCUGCGGGCGCUGCGCACCAUCAGCCUGGUCAUGCUGGUCUACGUGGUCUGCUUCCUGCCCUACCACGUGAGCCGCGCCACCUUCAUCCUGGGCCACAGCCAGCUGCAGGUGUCCUGCCACGCCCGCAGGAGCCUGGCUCUGUCCAACCGCCUCACCUCCUUGUUCACCUGCCUCAACGGCGCCAUGGACCCGCUCAUCUACCUCUUUGGCGCCGAGAAGUUCCGCGGCGCUCUGAUGCGACUGUUCGGCAAAGGCGGGGCGGCGGCGGGCGACGCCACCAGCGCCGACUUGAAAGGUACACACGAGAGUUCUCUGAGCGCCAAGUCGGAUUUCGAACUCGGGAUCUCCAGGCCUCGCUGAACGCUUCGCCGGUGCGGAAACGUGCGUCCUUUUUCUACAACUGUGGCUCCAUCUGGUGGUACGCCAAAGAAUUGCUUAAGUCAAUGUGACUUCUCAAACUGGGUGGAAUCAGCUACAAAUAUGUAAUGUACUUGUUAUGUAAAACAUCUGCCUUGUAUUUAUUGAAUACUUAGGGCUACUACGCUACUGUAUUUAAUGUUGUCAUUAUGGUGGUACUUAAUGAAUACUUAGGUCUACUACUUUAUUCAUUUUUUUCAUUAUGGUGGUACUUAAUGAAUACUUUGGUCUACUAAUUUUAAUUUUAAUGUUGUCAUUAUGGUGGUACUUAAUGAAUACUUAGGUCUACUACACUACUGUAUUUUAAUGUCAUUAUGCUGGUACUUGAUAAAUACUUAGGUCUACUAAUUUUUAUUUUAAUAUCAUUAUGGUGGUAUUCAUUACGUAUGGUACAGGAGUAGUGUAGUAGACUUAAGUAUUCAUUAAGUACCACCAUAAUGACAACAUUAAAGUAAAGUAGUGUAGUAGACCUAAGUAUUCAUUAAGUACCACCAUAUUGAUAAUAAUACAGUAGUGUAGUAGACGUAAAUAUGCAUUAAGUACCAAAAUAAUUACAUUAAAAUACAGUAGUGUGGUAGACCUAAGUAUUAAUUAAGUACCACCAUAAUGACAACAUUAAAUACAGUAGUGUAGUAGACCUAAGUAUUCAUUAAGUACCACCAUAAUGACAACAUUAAAAUAUAGUAGCGUAGUAGACCUAAGUAUUCAUUAAGUACCACCAUCCAUCCAUCCAUCCAUUUUCUACCGCUUAUUCCCUUUCGGGGUCGCGGAGGGCGCUGGCGCCUAUCUCAGCUACAAUCGGGCAGAAGGCAGGGUACACUCUGGACAAGUCCAUAAUGACAUUAAAUACAGUAGUGUAGUAGACCCAAGUAAUCAUUAAGUACCACCAUAAUGACAACAUUAAAAUAAAAAUUUGUAGACCUAAGUAUUCAUUAAGUACCACCACAAUGACAACAUUAAAUACAGUAGUGUAGUAGACCUAAGUAUUCAUUAAGUACCACCAUAAUUAUAAUAAUACAGUAGUGAAGUAGACCCAAGUAUUUAUUAAGUACCACCAUAAUGACAACAUUAAAUACAGUAGUGUAGUAGACCUAAGUAUUCAUUAAGUACCACCACAAUGACAACAUUAAAAUACAGUAGUGUAGUAGACCUAAGUAUUCAUUAAGUACCACCAUAAUGACAUAAUUAAAUACAGUAGUGUAGUUGACCUAAGUAUUCAUUAAGUACCACCAUGACAUUAAAUAUAGUAGCGUAAUAGACCUAAGUAUUGAUUAAAACAAGUUACUGUAACAUCACACACAGUUUGAACAGUAACACUGUGUUUGAAUAUUCAAUGAAGGGAUUCUUUGGUGCCCAGCUGGUCUAAUCGGUUCAGAAAAUGUGGAAAAAGCGUCUUUUUUUUUUUUUCUUUUUUUUUUUUUACCAAGUUUGUGCUGGAAAGUGUUUUAGGGAAUGUCAGCGAUGUUUGCGCUAAAGUGAAUUAGCACAGCGCUAACAGUCAAUUUGUACAUUCAGGGGCCUAUUUUGCUAAACUUCCGCUUUGUACUCGUGAUAAUUGACUAUUACUUUUUGUUGUUUUCACCUGUAAAUGUGUAAUCCCAAUUCUGUCCUAUCGAUGUAAAUAUGAUACAAUGGGAGGCGAUAUUUGUAACUGAGAAACGACUCGGGAAUGCUAAAAUGCCAAAAGUGUUUGGCCACCCCCUUUCCGAUGAUCAGAAUCAGGUGUCCUAAUCAAUACAUGUAAAUAAAAUCACUUGGGCGGGUGGGCCGCUUUCAGUGAUUUCCAGCGUGGAAGUGAAGUGAAGUGAAUUAUAUUUAUAUAGCGCUUUUCUCUAGUGACUCAAAGCGCUUUACAUAGUGAAACCCAAUAUCUAAGUUACAUUUAAACCAGUGUGGGUGGCACUGGGAGCAGGUGGGUAAAGAGUCUUGCCCAAAGACACAACGGCAGUGACUAGGAUGGUGGAAGCGGGAAUCGAACCUGCAACCCUCAAGUUGCUGGCACGGCCAUUCUACCAACCGAGCUAUACCGCCCUAUCACAGGAUGCCACCUGUGCAACAAAUCCAGUCGCAAAAUAUCUGAUGGACCAGUCUGGGUUUGGAGGUUGCCAGGAGAACGGUAUAUUUCAGACUGCAUUGUGCCAAGUUUGGAAUUUGGUGGAGGAGGUAUUAUGAUGUAGGGUUGUGUUUCAGGAGUUAGUUCCAGUGAAAGGAACUUUGAAUGCUCCAGGAUACCAAAACAUAUUGGACAAUUCCAUGCUCCCCAACCUGGUGGGAACAAUUUGGAGCAAGGUCCAUAAAGACAUGGACGACGAGAGUCUGGUGUGGAUGAACUUGACUGGCCUGCACAGAGUCCUGACCUGAACCUGAUAGAAUGAAUAAGAAUGGAGACUAAUAACCAGGCUUUCUCCUGGUGUGACAUUACCAAUGCGCUUUUGGAAGAAUGGUGGAAAAUUCCUAUAAAUGCACUCGGCAACCUUGUGGACAGCCCUCCCAGAGGGUUGACGCUGUAAUAGCUGCAUACUUUUUUCAAUUUAGUGUAUAAGAAGUGCAUGCAUGUUUCUAACCCUCGCACUCCUGCAUCCGACACCCGUUUCACCACUUCAUUUCAUUAAUAAAGGUAUUAUUUUGUGUA